Paramecium primaurelia is the source of this 4410-nucleotide messenger RNA. Lineage: Eukaryota; Ciliophora; Oligohymenophorea; Peniculida; Parameciidae. The record is from the annotation of a GenBank genome assembly.
AUGAGUUCAUGCAAUUAAUAAUUAGGGGGAUAAGAAUUGUGUAAUAAAUCAGUUGUUAAUUAAAAAUUAUGUGGAUACAAUUUCUCUAAUAAUACUUGCGAGUCCCGAAAAUGCGAACAUUUAACUUAUUCAAAUUAUUCUGUCAUAACAGAUAAAAUUUGUAAUGAUUGGAGAUAUGAUUGCAUCCUUGAUAGUCUUGGUUGUACAACUUACACAGGAAAUUGCACAUUAAUAAAAUUAAUUCAUUAAUGUUAUUAAUAUUAAUGCUUUUGGUAAGUUGGUAAAUGUGUAAAUUUUGUUGAUUGCCAAAUAAAUACUACAGCUAUUACAAAUUACGAAUGUCUCUUAGAAAAUGCUGAUUAUUGCAGAUUGAAUUAUACUAAAGGCAUAGGAUGCGCUUUUUAUGAUUGUAGUUCUAUUUAAAAUUAAAUAAUAUGUAAUUAGUCAAAUCUUGUUGAUGGAUAAAAUUGUAUCUGGAUAAAUAAUAAAUGUAAUUUUAAAUUAUGUUCCGACUAUCCUACAUAAUUUGACUGUGAGAAUAGUUAUGGUUAGGGUUGGUCCUCCAAAAUAAUAAAUAAAUAAUUUUGGUGUGAACAUUAAAUUGUAAAAUGUUCUAAUAACAAAUUUUGUAUUGGAAAUGCUGAUUUCCCUAAAUCGCAUUCAGAUUGCAACAAUAGACUUUUUACUACUACCAUUUCUUUUUAAACUGACCAAAAAUGUAUAAAAAAACAAUAGCUUUGUUCAGACUACACCUACAAAGAUGCUUGUGUAAGUAGAAUCGAUGGAAUGAAAUGUCAUUGGAGUUCUAAUACUUGUAUAAAUAUCUGUGAAGCAGCAAACUUCAAUCCUUCUACAAACUUAGAUUGUUUUAUUUGGCAUUCUGAUUGUAUGUCAGAUGCAGUCAACUCAUGCUAAAUCUUAGAUUGUAAUGGUUUAACAACUAUUGAAGAUUGUACAAUUUUUAUAGCUUAAUGUUUUUGGAAUGGUGCAAACUGCCAAAAAAUUUUGGAUUGUAGCAAUUAUUCUAAUUCCAUCUUGUGUUUAGAUACAAAAAAUUCAAAAGGAAUUCCAUGUUUUUGGGAUGGUACAUAAUGUAAAGAAAAAACUUGUUAAAAUAAACCUACUGCAUCAUCCUCUAACUCAGAUUGUAGUAAUUGGCUUUUCAAUUGUUAUUUUAAUAUUAAUAAUAAUUCAUGUAUUGAAGAUUGCAAUUCUGCAAGUACUUCAAAUAUCACUCAUGAUUAAUGUGAAUCUUAUUAUCUUAGCAAAAGUUGCACUCUUAAACUGGAUGUAAUUUAAUGCGUUGACCUACCUGCUUCAUGUGAUCUAGCAAAAUAAACAUAAUGUUUUUUAGAUAGUUAUGGAAACAAAUGCUACUUUUAGAAGUCUUAAAAUAGAUGUAUAAUUUUAACUUGUUAAAACUUGGAGUCAAAUUUUACAAGCCACGAACAAUGUAACUAAAUAUUAAAUGAGUGUACGGUUAAUUCAACUAAGAAUGGAUGCUAAAAAUUAGAUAAUUGUAGUAGUUAUCUAAUCUAAGAAUAAUGUUAUUUAGAUUAAAAUAAUAUUGAAUGUGAAUGGAUACACAAUCAAAAUAAAUGUACCUUUAAGUAAUGCUCUUUUGCAUAAUUAAUUUAAUAUUCAGCAUUUAAUUGCCAUUAGUAUUUUGGAGAUUAGUGCACUGUUAAUAAAAAUGUUGAUGGAUGUGAAACUGGAUAAACAUUCUGUAGAGAUUACAAUUAUGUAUAAUGUAUAAGUGAUGGAUAAAUGAACUUAAGAGGAAUAAAUUGUUUUUGGGAUGAUCAGAAAAGUAGUUGUUUAGAACGGAUAUGUGAAAAUGGACCUUCAGCUGCCUCAUCUCAUACUGAAUGUGCUUUGUUCCUAUCUACUUGUUAAAAAGGUGGUUGUCGUGAAAAAGGAUGCUUUGAUUACAAUUAUGCAUCAGAUCCAGCUUGUGCAUCGAUAUUUGAAGACAAAAGAUGUGUAACAAAUGGAUAUUAAUGUGUUUUAAGAAAAGCAUGUGAGGAUAUAAAUAUAAUUGAUGGAUGUACAUUUGAUAUUAAUUUAAAUCCUUGUAUUUGGAUUGAUGAAAAAUGUUAUACUAAAACCUGCCAAACUGCAUAAGUUUCUCUUACUAAAUAUGAAGAUUGUAAUUCAUAUUUACCAUUUUGUACAGUAAAAUUAGAUGGAGGAUGUAUUAGAAAGCAGAACUGUGAAGACUAUUUAUUUUAAGAGGCUUGCAAUACAGAUAGUGAGAAUUUUGAAUGCAUUUGGGAUGUUCUUCUUAAUAAAUGCUUUUCAAAUUAAUGUAUCCCAUUCUGUGGUGAUGGUAUAGUUUCAGGAUAUGAUGAAUAAUGUGAUGAUGGUAAUUAUUUACCAUAUGAUGGUUGCUAUAAAUGUAAAGUUCAUUGCCCAUUAGGAUGCCAUAUUUGUGAUGGUAUGCAGUGUAAGGAAUGUUAGAAAACAGGAUGGUAAUUGGUUGAAGGAAUUUGUACUUCUGAAUGCGGUGAUGGAUAUCUAGUGGGAAAUGAACUAUGUGAUGAUGGAAAUAAUAUUCCAUUUGAUGGUUGUUAUUAAUGCACUUAUUCAUGCCACUAAAAAUGUAUUGAUUGUUUUCAAGGGCAAUGUAUGUAAUGCGAAACUGGUUAUGUAGAAGAUGGGUCUUUAUGUAAAAGUGUUUGUGGUGAUGGAUACUUAGUUGAAUAAUUAGAAUAAUGUGACGAUGGGAACCUUUAAAAUAAUGAUGGAUGCAAUGAUAUUUGUGAAGUUGAAAAUAAUUGGAAAUGCUUAACAUAAUAUACAAUUAGUUCUUGCACUUAUGCAAUUCUACCCUAUAUUCUCCUGACCAAAUUGUCUAAAACUGAUACAAGUAUUUAAGAGUUCAAAUUAUCAUUUUCUGAACCUGUGAGUUUAAAUCAAUAAGGCAUUAACCAAGAAUAAUUUCUUCAGUUGAUUAUAAUCCAAAUAACAAAUCAUAAUGCUCUCUAUGAUGUUGAAAUCAAACCAAUAAUCGCUAUCAAUUCAGAAUUGUCAGAUGUAGCCUAUAAAAUAAUUGUCAAUUUCAAGUCUAAUGUUCAAAAUCCUGUUUUAUAAGUUGAAAUAAAAAGUGAUAAUAUAGUAAAUAUUUUUGGCAAUAAAUUGCUCUCAAACAAAGCUACUUUGAAAUUUAGGUCCCCUUAUAAAAUGUCAGCUGAUUAAAAGUUGCUUAUUUCUAAAACUUCAGUGCUGAGCAAAAUAAUGUUGUAUUCUAUAAUUAGUAUAAGUGGGAUUUCUUUUGCAUUUGGUAAUUUAGAAAUUUUAUGGAAUGUUCUUGAUAUGCUUUAAUAAUUAUCAUAUAUGAAAUUUCAUAAUAUUGUAUUUCCAGAAAACUUACAAAUUUAUUUUGAAAUUUUUAACAUUGGCUCCUUUACUCCAAUAGUAGAUAAAUUAUUAAUAAAUCAAAAAUUUGAAAAUUUGUUUAACUUUUAAACUCCAGUUAUUUAAGCUAAAUGGAAAUUUGAAUACUAUAAAAUAGAUUGUUUCUAUUUAUAAUACUUUGAAACAUUUUUAGUUAUGCUAAUAUUGGGAUAUAUUUAUUUCAUAAUCUCCUACUUAAUUUAUAAAUUUCUCAUUUUUUGCAAAUAUUAAAACUUGCCAACAAUUUACCAAAGAGACUCUUUAUUAAAAGUAGUGAAAUUUUUUUUUUUCAUUUAAACAGUUUGCCGAAAAUAUUAUUAAUAUUUUAUUUACUCUGGAUUAAUUAGAAUUUAUACAUCUAACUUUUAUGAGAUGACCUAUGCAUCUAUUUUAUAAAUAGUGAAUUUUAAUUCUGAGAACACUUUAAACACAACUAUAUCAUAUUUAGCUCUAUUUACAUUAAUAUGUAAUAUAUUCAUUAUAUUCUCUAUCUAUUGUUAUUUAAGUUCUAAUAAUAAAGUUACUAAAAAUAUAUCAGUUUUUGUGUAGGGAGUAAACCAUAAAAAAAAAUAAGGUGCUAAAUAAUAUUUUACAAUAUUGUUAAUUAAAAAAACUAUAUUCAUUAUCAAUUUAGUUGUUUUUUAAGGUCUGAUGGGUUAUUAAAGUCUAAUUACGGCUUGUAUAUCUGGAGUAUUCUCCUGUUAUUUUUUAGUCUAUUAACCUUUUGAGAACCAUUUUGAGAAUAUCAAAACAACGAUAACAGAAGUAUUAAUUAUGGUGAAUACUCUAAUCUUUUCUGUCUAUGAAAUUCUUUAAUUGAAUCAAAAUAGAGAGUUAGCUGAACAUAUUGGUUGGAUUAAUAUAAGUUGUUUCACACUUAUUCUUAUUUCAAAUUUGGUAAUAGAUAUACUCCAAUAGUUUUUAAGAUAUAGGGAGGCAGUGAUUGAUAAAGUCAAAAUCUGUUUAAGAAUGCAUGGAAAGGAACCGAAAAAAUAAAUAGCCUUAUUUUUCUGA